Amphiprion ocellaris (clown anemonefish) is the source of this 517-nucleotide messenger RNA. Its product is annotated as histone H4. Gene Ontology annotation, cellular component: nucleosome. NCBI's taxonomy places the organism in Eukaryota, Metazoa, Chordata, Actinopteri, Pomacentridae. The transcript has a single exon. Bases 66 to 377 code for a protein of 103 amino acids. Gene Ontology annotation, molecular function: structural constituent of chromatin; protein heterodimerization activity; DNA binding. Gene Ontology annotation, biological process: nucleosome assembly. The record is from RefSeq and is a predicted model, not a curated record.
CGCGAGUGUAAAGCAGGUUGCUCUCAGCGGCUCCGACACCAGUUUCGACAGAAGCAAGCGACACGAUGAGCGGAAGAGGCAAAGGAGGGAAAGGACUCGGGAAAGGAGGCGCCAAACGGCACCGGAAAGUUCUCCGGGAUAACAUCCAGGGAAUCACCAAACCAGCCAUCCGCCGUCUGGCUCGCCGCGGCGGAGUGAAGCGGAUCUCCGGUCUGAUCUACGAGGAGACUCGCGGUGUGUUGAAGGUGUUCCUGGAGAACGUCAUCCGUGAUGCCGUCACCUACACCGAGCACGCGAAGAGGAAGACGGUGACCGCCAUGGAUGUGGUGUACGCUCUGAAGAGGCAGGGCCGCACUCUGUACGGCUUCGGAGGUUAGACGGACCCCAACACCAAGCAACCAAACAAGCAACGGCUCUUUUAAGGGCCUCCACACUCCUGGACAGCAGGAAUCCUGAUGCUGAGUUAUCACAGGCUGUCUGUGCGAUAAAAUACACUUAGUACGCAUAUUAUAUAUAU